AUGGUUGACACACAGUCGCCCACGGUCAUCACCGUGUCGGUGAUAUUUGCUGUUUUUACAUUUGCAGCUUUGAGCCUUCGGUUCUGGGCUCGGGCAAUUCUGGUCAAGCACAUUGGAACUGAUGAUGAUGGCUAUCCCCCUCCAAACAUCUGGCGUCAGAUCUUCUCCUUCGCCUUCAUCGGAGCCUCAAUUCGGGCGGCACAGCUCGGGCUCGGCGCGCACAUGGACGAGGUCAUGGCGCGGGGGAUGGACAACCUGGUGGCGUACGCGCGGACGGUUUGGCUGUCGUCGAUUCUGUACAACGCCUGCCUGGGCUUCAUCAAGGUCUCGGUGCUGGCGCUGUACAUGCGGUUGGGCGACAAGCGGCUGCGGAUGCUCGCCAUGGUCAUGACGGUCCUGGUCAGCGCCCAGACCACAGCCAACGUCAUGGUCUGCAUCCUGCAGUGCAGCCCCGUCAGGGCCGCUUACGACGUCACCAUGCCGCAGGGGAGCAAGACCUGCAUCAACAUCAACGCCUUUUACCUCGCCAACGCCGCCUGCAACAUCUUGACCGACCUCUUGACCUAUAGCUUGCCCAUCCCUCUGGUCUUGAAGCUGCAGGUGGCGAGGCCGCAGAGGAUAGGGCUGGGUGUCAUGCUGUCGCUGGGGUUGUUAGCUUGCACUUCAAGCAUCAUCCGCAUCACCUUUGUGCCCGCCAUGCUGGUCAGCAAAGAUGCCACCUGGGACAUCGCGCAACCCAUGUACUGGUCCGUCAUCGAGACAAACGUGGGCAUCCUAGCAGCCACGAUCCCGAGCCUGAAGGUCAUAGCCAAGGUGUACUUUCCACGCCUCCUGGGCACUCAGAGCGGCCGCGGUGCAGGAAGAGGCGGAGGACGAGGAGGCACCGGCGGAGUGUCCUCGGGCGGCAGGGGUGGCAAGUCUGGGCUCUGGAGCGCGACGCCCAGCAGCGGGCAGAGCCGCGUCGGCAAGGACCGCGGCGACGGGUUCGAGACCCGGAUCGGCUGCCGGGAGGAGAACUCGACCGAGGCGCUGACGACGGGGCCCCCCGAUGGCAAGAUUGAGGUGACGACGCAGGUCAGCUUGGAGGUUUUUGACAGGCGGAUGAUGGUGGACGGGAAGGGGACGGGGAUGUGCUGA
Pyricularia pennisetigena is the source of this 1137-nucleotide messenger RNA. RefSeq lists its product as uncharacterized. The record is from RefSeq and is a predicted model, not a curated record. The transcript is spliced from 4 exons. The coding region runs from base 1 to 1137 and encodes 378 amino acids. Lineage: Eukaryota; Fungi; Ascomycota; Sordariomycetes; Magnaporthales; Pyriculariaceae.